This is a messenger RNA of Perkinsus marinus ATCC 50983, 1133 nucleotides long. RefSeq lists its product as hypothetical. Lineage: Eukaryota; Perkinsozoa; Perkinsida; Perkinsidae. Bases 1 to 1101 code for a protein of 366 amino acids. The record is from RefSeq and is a predicted model, not a curated record. The transcript is spliced from 11 exons.
AUGGAGGAGGACCCGUAUGAAGGCCUUGUGGAAGAGAAGUUCAAUCUCUCACAAAAGGCUCUCCAGGGAAGAUGGAUUCAGUAUCCCUUACGGUGCUUCGUCACUGUCGUCAAGGACAAAGUGUACUUUGAUGGGGGUGUCACCUACGACUUGGUGAAACACUCUAAUGGCAAAUUCGAGGUCGGUGGUUAUAUCGCCAACCCUGAGCUCUCCUCGGCAAGCGAGAUACACUGGAGUUUACCAACGGGUGAAACAGCGACGUGGACCUAUGAAGGAGAGAACGAUGGGUUUGGAGGUACAGUCGCCGACGUGGACCCGACGCUGAUUAUCACUGAGGGCGGCCGAUCGAAACGCCACAAGCCGCCCGUGGACUAUGCUGCUCUUGAGGCUCAAUUGAGGCGAGAGGAAGCGGGGCUCACCUCAGAGUCGAGUGGCCCGACUGAACGGAGAUCCUCAACUGACUUUACGAUGGGAGCUCAUCAGGUCGCCAAGAACGCAGCUGCUGCGAAGGCGUAUUCGAUUCUUCGGGAUAAGAUCAUACUCUGGCUUGGAACCACCAACACUAGGAGAAUUGACAGUAUCGUUAGAAAACGUGGCGAGAUUCAUCAUCAUUUCGAGAUCCCCGGCAUGGUUGACGAGGGCCUCUCUCAGCUGAAGAACGACUAUGAUUUGGAAUGCUCCCAUAAAGAUAAGAUGACUUUUGUACGUUUCACGUAUGACCAGUGGAGGAAAGCACUCGAGAAAGAGAAUCUCCAAAUAGCUGAAGGGCGUUCCGGCGAGUCUCCGGAAGUGCCAAGUUCACCUCGGAAACGGUGCCUUUGUGUUUCCUAUUCUUCCCCAACAAAGGGAGACGUGGGUAAAGUAGCUGCUGAACUUAAUCUUGUUCCCGAGGGUACGCUCCUCGAAACUGAGAAGAUAAAACCACUACUCGGAGUUCUAGAUCGGUAUGUUAUGGAUGUUGAGACUCUCCGCGACACUAAAAUCGGGAGAAUUGUCCGUCGGUAUUCACGGCAUGAGGAUCCCGAAGUGCAGGAGGCUAGUAAAGGCCUCAUUGCAAAGUGGAAAGCCGUGUAUAGAGAUGCCAAAGCUAGUGAACAUUAGAACACUUUUUUAUUUUUCAAUUUCUGUCCCGG